Molecule: messenger RNA, 2927 nt
Organism: Paramecium primaurelia
Lineage: Eukaryota; Ciliophora; Oligohymenophorea; Peniculida; Parameciidae
Source: the annotation of a GenBank genome assembly
AUGUAAGCAGAUAUAACAAAUUUAAUAGAAACAUCAUAAUUUUUAGAGAGACGUAAUAAAUCUAAUUCAAAUGCAUUGAAAUCCAUUUUAUAAUCUUAACAACAUUGUGAAUUUAUUAAACUUCAAAGUCCAAAGUCUAAUAAAUGUAGUUAAACUAUAUUCUAAAAACUUAUUAAUUCUUAAGAUAAUGUAUCAAAAAGACAUCAAAUUUUAGAAAUUGAAAGAAAUUUCACAAAAAGUAUUAAUAAUGAAAACAGAAGUGAAUAUUUAUAAAAAAUGGAAGGUUUUAUAAAAGACCUUUUAUUUGAGGAGUUUAGAGAAUUAUCAUUUCUAUUUAAUUCUUUUAUCAAAGAGAUGUAAUUUAAUUUAGCAGAACAGCAAACCUAAUUAAUGUAUAAUUAGAGAUAAUAAGAAAAAGUAAAUUUGGAUAAUAUUUCGACAUAAAAAUAAUAAUUUUUAGAAAAGAUCACUAAUUUAGAAUUGAUUAUUAGUUCAAAAGAUAAAAAAUUAAAUGAAUUAAAGGAGAAUAAUUUAAAAUUUGAGAAAGAUAUAUCAGAAUUGAUUAAUAGGAAUAGUACAUUAAUAUAGAAAGUAGAAUAAAGAAAUAAAAUAAUAAAUAAAAAUGAUAAAAUGAUAAAGUAAUAAGAAUCUGAAAUUUCUAUUUUACGAUAGAAAAUAUAAUGUUAUGAGAAUAAAUUACAUUAGAGUUAUGAAACUAUUUCAUAAUUAAAUCUUUUAUAAAAUAAUAAAUAAUCUAAUAAUUAUCUAUUAAAUAGAUAAUCAACUACUUAAUUAAAUCGAUAAUAAACUUCCUUUAUAAAUCGUCAAUAGACUAUAUCAUUAAAUAGACAAUAAACAGUUUAGACUCAUUCUCCUAAACUUUUAGAUACUGAAGAUUAAAAUGAUAGUCCUUUAAGUGAUACUUUAAAUGAAUAAUAAUAAUAAGAAGAAGAAUAAUUAAAUUAAUUGGAAAUUAAUUUUGAAAGAAUUAUAAAAUAAGCAUAAAAAGAAUAAUAAGUUGAAAUAGAUUUACUUCCAUUUUAUACAAAGGAAAUUGAAAUUUAAACAGAAUUAACAUUGAUUGAUUCUUAAUUUGAUAUAAUUUAAUAAUCUAAUAUAAGUAAUGCUGUUAAAUACACAGAAUUUAUUGAAAAAGUAGGUAGAAAAGGAUCAGAAGAAAGUUUAAUAGAUUAAAUUAUUGAUGAAACAUAUGAUUAAUUGGAUGUAACUUAAAAUCAUAAAAAAAAUAUUGAAAUGAAUAAAUCUUAAUUCUCAAUGAUCAAAUCAGGUUAUUCAUAAAAUGGAUAAAAUACAUAAUAAUAAAUGCCUACUCUAACUAGAUGUGAUUCAAAUAUCAUAAAUAAUUAAGUGCCACUUAAAAAAGAUCCUAAAUCAAAAUAAGUCUUAUCUUUUAUUACCUUUUUGAAGACUAGGAUGUAAUAAUAGGAAUAGGAAUUACAUUAUAAUAAUGAAUAAAUUACUCAAUAUGAAUUAAAUAUCUAGAAUGUAAAUAUGUAAAUGGAUGAAUUAUAAAAAGAAAAUGAACGAUUGUAAAUUUAAUUAGCAUAGAUGAAUUCUAAAAUUCAAUUAUCUCAAUUAUCUCAAAGCCAAUCAGAACUUAAAUAGUAAGAAGAUGAUGUACAUUAAUCAUAAGAUUCAUUAGUAGUUAAUAGUUAGAAACGUUUAUCUGUCUUAGUCAAACAAGGAACAUUUAAAGAAACAAAAAAGUAAAGAAAGGCACCUUAAUUAGGUUAAAAAGUUGUAAUUUCAUAUGAUUUUUAAAAAGAUUAAUCUAAAAAGAUAAUAGAAAAGUUAAAAAAUAAAUAAAUGCAGAAAUUUAACAAUUUUAUGCCUAUAAAAUUAGUGUUGAAAUACAUAACUACAUUGUACAAUGAAAAAUUACAGAGUUAGAAAGAGUACAAACAGAUAAGAGAUCAAGAUAUGGGUUCAUAUAUAUAUAAUUAUUAUUUAUAAUAAUUUGGAUUUACAAAAGUUACUGAAUAAAAGUAUUAAGUAUUGCUUUUAUCAGUUAAAAAAAAUAUAAAGAUAGUUAGAAUUAAUAUGUUUGCAAGAUUUAUGGGACUAUUGGAAUAGAAUGUUAAUUAUACUAUUGAAGAAUAAUAGAAAUAUUUAGAGGCUUGGGAUUUUAUGAAUAAUUAAUAGAAUUUAGGUUAAAGUUUAAAAGAUAAUGAAUCAGAGAUGAAGAUGUAUGUACCUUUUGUUAGGGCUUUGUCAUAUGUUGGAUAAUUAAUAUUUAGUCCAUAAAAUGAAGAAUUAUUUUCAUUAAAACAUGAAAUAGAGUAAUUGAAGGAAAAUGAUCCUAAAAAUAUCAAUAAAUAAGGAAUAAUUGAUUUUGAUUUGAUGAUGAUCAAAGUACUAUAAGUAUUUAGAAAUACAGUUGAAAAAACAAAGUUAUAUGUAAUUAAUGCUUUUGCAGCAAGUGAUUUGGAUGGGAAUGGGAUGUGCAAUUUGGAUGAAUUUUUAAUUUUAAAUAAAUAUAUAGAAGCAGAUAAAUAUGAUGAGGAUAAGUGGAUUGAGAUAUUUGAAGAUAAUGCAGAUAUUAUUACAGAAGAGGAAAGAGCAUUAUCUUUUGAAAGAUUUUCUAUUUUGUGUAUGGAAUACAAUUUGUUUAGUGAUCAAGCAUAGAAUAAAUUCCUAUAAAUCAAACGUAAAUAUUAAAUAUUAUUAUAGAUAAUAAUGAUUGUUAAGUGAAAUUUGAAUAGCUUAGAGAAUAAUGGCCAAAAGAUUUUAUAAAUUUUAAUUAGAAAUUAUAAAAUGCUUAAAUUGAUGAACAUUAUAAAGAAUAAUGGUCAAAAAUAUUAGAAGUGUUGAAUUAAAAAAUUUUAGAAAAUCCUGAGUAAAAGAAACCUCUUUUAAUUGCUUACAAAAUCUUUCUAAAUGAAAGUAAGGUUAAUAAGACUUAAUGA